This is a messenger RNA of Orcinus orca (killer whale), 4536 nucleotides long. RefSeq names its product transmembrane protein 268 (gene TMEM268). Lineage: Eukaryota; Metazoa; Chordata; Mammalia; Artiodactyla; Delphinidae. The transcript has 9 exons. The record is from RefSeq and is a predicted model, not a curated record. The coding region runs from base 2338 to 3372 and encodes 344 amino acids.
CCUUGGGUGAUUUCACCCAACAACUGUUUUGAAAAACAGCAAGCAGGGGACUUCCCUGGUGGUCCAGUGGUUAAGAAUCCACCUUCCAGGGCUUCCCUGGUGGCGCAGUGGUUGAGAGUCCGCCUGCCAAUGUAGGGGACACGGGUUCGUGCCCCGGUCCGGGAGGAUCCCACAUGCUGCAGAGCGGCUGGGCCUGUGAGCCAUGGCCUCUGGGCCUGCGCGUCCGGAGCCUGUGCUCCGCAACGGGAGAGGCCAGAACAGUGAGAGGCCCGCAUACCGCAAAAAAAAAAAAAAAAUCUACCUUCCAAUGCAAGGGACAAGGGUUCGAUCCCUGGUCAGGGAACUAAGAUCCCACAUGCCGCGGAGCAACUCAGCCAUUGCUCUGCAGCUACUGAGCCUGUGUGCUCUGGAGCCUGCUCGCCCUAAGGAAGACUGAUCGCAGCCAAAAAAUUUAAAAAUAAAAACCACACACACACACAAAACAGCAAGCAACUAGUAGAUCUGCAGUUUGCCUUUUCUCUAGAGCACCCUGUCCUGGGGCAGCCUUGGACAGGUUAUCAAGCGUGUUUCCUUCCUGGUGGGCUAAAUGCUGAGUGCAGUACCUAUAGUAACUUCACUCUAGCACUUAAGAAUUAAAUGCCCUCUGGACUUCCCUGGUGGCACAGUAGUUAAGAAUCCGCUUGCCAGUGCAGGGGACAGGUUCGAGCCCUGCUCUGGGAAGAUCCCACGUGCCGCGGAGCUACUGAGCCUGUGCUCUAGAGCCUGCCUGCUACAACUACUGAAGCCCACGCUCCCGGAGCCCAUGCUGUGCAGCAAGCGAAGCCACCACAACGAGAAGCCCACGCACUGCAAAGUAGAGUAGCCCCCGCUCGCCACAACUAGAGAAAGCCCGCGCAGCAGCGAGGACCCAACGCAGCCAAAAAUAAAUUUAUAUUUAAAAAAAAUGCCCUCUGACCCACUAGAAGCUGAAAGUCUUCCGCUGCAAGAUAAUUUCUGGUACGUAGAAACAAUUGAAAGAACAUUGUGCUGAAACUACGGGGGAAUUAGAGGGCCUUGUAAAAAAUUGUAUCUUUUAUGUGACUGAGGAUGGGUGGAUCUCAGGCCACUUCCGUCUCUAGUUGCUGUUCCGUCUCACAGAAUUCCUCAUAAGAAUUUUCUAUACGAGCUUUUCCAUUUUUUACUGUUCAGGCACUCCAGUCAGGCUUGCCAUGCCAUUGAAACUGCUUGCUCGUCAGGGUCAGCAAUGAUGACCUAGUUGGGGUCCAAUCCUCUGCCUGCUUGACCUUCAGUAUCAUUGGACAGGGUUGGCUAUUCCUUUUUGAGCCACUUUCUUAGCCUCCCUGCUGCAGCCGUGUGCUGCCUUGCCUCUCCAGUCUCUUGCUGGUUCCUCCGCAUCUUUUCCUGUGGUUUUGUUCUUGUGUGUCUCUACGUCCCCAUUUGAGACCAUCUACAUUUCAUGGCUUUGAUACCAUCUAUAUUGAAGACCCAAAUUUGUAUCUCCAGCUGUCCUGAACUCUAGAAUUCUCAGAUUGUUUAUUUGAUAUUUUCAUUCAGUUAUCUGGUAAGCAUCUCGAUCCUAAUAUGUCCCAAACUAUACCUGGUUUUGUUAGGACUUUACUCCUGGUAUUGCUAAGUGUAUCCAGACCACGGUCAGCAGUGUCCUUGACUUCUACCCACUGGAUGCCAGUAGUACCCUGUCAGUUGUGACAACCAAAAAUGUCCCCAGACGUGGUCAAAUGUCCCCUGGGGAUCAAAACCACCCAGUUGACAACUACUGUUAAAACAACAACAAAAUUAUUGAAAGUACCACACGAUCCCUGGAACAUUCUAGGUACUCAAAAAUUGUGUCCUAAUUUUCCAAAAUUUGGUUCUCCUUCUCUCACCCUAAUCAUCCUUGAUUAUAUGUCUAAUAAUAGCUCUUAUUUGUUGGUAUAGGAUAUACUCUGAAGUCUCAGUGGCUUAAUACAACAAAGAUUUCUUACAAUGUUUGAUACAUGUUGGGUGACCAAGGCAGCUGUUCUCCAUGUGGUGAGGCAGUGAUUCAGAUCACCUCCACUUUGUGGUUCUACCAUUUUAGCACAUGGUUCCCAUGAUUCCAGAGGCAAGGGAAGAAAAAGUUGGCAAACGUGCACCAGCUCGUCUGUGCUUACGUCCUGAAAUGAAUGACACUUGUUCUCAGCUCAUUGACCCUCGUGCAUCACGUGAGCCAACCUGACUGCAAGGGAGGCUAAGAGAUGAGGCAGAUCCUGUGGUUAUUUGGCAGGCGAAGCUGAGCUGGCUGCUCCAGGAUGCACCACAGCUCUGAGAAGGGGAAGCAGAAAUCCUGCUGGCUCUGCUAUGGCGUGUGAACCGCAGAUGGACCCCGGCGGGGCGGCUGGCCCCUUGCCCACCUCCUCCCCUGGGUGGAGCGCCCUGCCUGGCGGGAGCCCUCCUGGCUGGGGGCAAGAGCUCCACAACGGCCAGGUCCUCACAGUUCUCCGGAUUGACAAUACCUGUGCACCCAUCUCCUUCGAUCUGGGAGCCGCCGAAGAACAACUGCAGACCUGGGGCAUUCAGGUCCCGGCUGAGCAGUACAGGAGCCUGGCUGAGAGUGCCCUCCUGGAGCCCCAAGUGAGAAGAUACAUCAUCUACAACUCGAGGCCUAUGCGGCUGGCCUUCACUGUGGUGUUCUACGUGGUGGUAUGGGCCAACAUCUACUCCACCAGCCAGAUGUUCGCCCUGGGGAACCACUGGGUGGGUGUGCUGCUCGUGACCCUGGCUGCCAUGAGCCUGACCCUGACUCUUGUGCUCAUUUUCGAGAGACACCAGAGGAAGGCCAACGCCAACACGGAUCUGAGGCUGGCGGCUGCCAACGGAGCCCUCCUGAGACACCGGGUGCUGUUGGGGGUGACAGACACGGUGGAAGGCUGCCAGAGUGUGAUUCAGCUCUGGUUCGUCUACUUCGACCUGGAGACCUGUGUGCAGUUUUUGUCCGACCAUGUUCGAGAAAUGAAGACGAGCCAAGAGUCCUUGCUGAGAAGCAGAUUGAGCCAGCUGUGUGUUGUCAUGGAGACUGGGGUGAGCCCCACGGUGGCCGAGGGGCCGGAGAACCUGCUGGAGGAAGCUCCUCUCCUGCCCAGCAGUCCUCGUCCCACGGAGAGGCCACUCAUGCAGACCGAGCUUCGCCAGCUUAUUCCUGAGGCUGAGCCGGAGGAAAUGGCCCAGCAGCUGCUGGCAGUGUUUGGUGGCUACUACAUCCGGCUCCUGGUGACCUCUCAGCUCCCCCAGGCAUUGGGCACACGACACACAGACUCUCCAAGGAUUCCAUGCCCCUGCCAGCUCAUAGAAGCCCACAUCCUGGGCACAGGGUGCUGCCCAUUCCUGGCCAGGUGACCUAGGGACGAAGGUACUCAUCUUCUUCCAAGGCUGAAGGUGAGAAGUCAGGGAGGCCUCAGGAGCCCAGGGUGGCCGACGGUGAGCCCUAGGCGAGGAGAGCAGCAUCUGGGGGCACUCUGAGGCUGUCAGUCGUGUCAGCACUGCGAAUAUUGUGCUCACUCCAGGACCCUGCACGAGAAUGGCUUGUCAACGUCCCACACUGACCCCUGGCCUUUGCAGAAGCCGAUGGUCCCACUCUGAGGUACUUUCUGUGCUGCUUAGAACUCGGCAUGGAUGAAAGGGCCACCUGCACAUCCCUUUCAUUGUCUGGAGAGCCCAGGAAAUGUGAAGAUGACAAGACUGGACUGAAUGUGUGUCCAAAGCUUGGUCUCGGGUGAUGCUUCUGUCCCCACCCCCUUCUUGUCAGAUGGAGACUCAGGGAGGACACUGCUCUUUGUGGCAUCGCCUUGGGCCCCUUAGAUUAUAAGAAGCCUCUUCCCAAUCUGAAGUGAAGAAGUAAAUUCUGAGAAUGUUCUCCAUCUUUAAGUUGUUUCUUUCCUACAUUUUCUGAAAAAAGAUGGCGCUUGGGCUUGUAUGCUAGCACACAGGCCUUGAGGAGUAGGAAACAGACGGCCUGUAACUGCUAAUGGGAAUAUUUGGAAGAGACUGAUCCUGUCUGAUUGGAGGACAUAUUUUGUUCACAGCAUGCUUGCUUGUGGGAUGGUUUCAUACUGCAGACGGAGAAUGGCCGUGUGUUCCCUGACACUAACACUGUCCUGGAGUGAAGCGUAAUCUGUCACUUGUGGAAUUCCAUGAAGAGCUCAGAGGCUGCCAGGUGCUCUGCUUCUGAACAAGUUUGAAGACCUGUUGUUCCCUAGGCCCAAAUCCAAAAGCCCUAGCCUGGCAUUUAAAGGCUCCCCAGCACCUAAGACCUGGCCUUCAUCUGCAAUUUUGGCUUCAUCGCCCAUAAAAAUCCUUCGUAGGUUGAAACUCUUUUCCUGGACUGACAUACCUGUUCCUUUGUAUGUGCUGGACUCCUAUGCAUGCUUUUGUAAAAAAAAAUUUUUUUUAAUUGAGGUAUGGUUGACGUAAGAUAUAUACAAGGUUCAGGUGUACAACAUAGUGAUUCACCAUUUUUAAAUGUUAUACUCCACUUAUAGUUAUUAUAAAAUAUUGACUGUA